Molecule: messenger RNA, 1212 nt
Organism: Aspergillus calidoustus
Lineage: Eukaryota; Fungi; Ascomycota; Eurotiomycetes; Eurotiales; Aspergillaceae
Source: the annotation of a GenBank genome assembly
AUGGCCAAGAACUUCAACGCUCUCCCCGGAAACAUCCCGGGAGCCCCAUCCCCAUUUACCUUGCACAUCCCCGAGGAAGCCCUAGCAGAAUUCCAACACCUCCUCCGCCUCUCCCCCAUCGGCCCCGCAACAUGGUGGAACCAAGAUACAACGGGCAAAUUCGGCGUCUCGCGCGAGUGGCUCACGACGGCAAAAGAGACCUGGCUCUCGCCGAAAUUCAACUGGCGCACGCACGAAAACUACAUCAACAGCUUCCCGAACUUCAAGAUCCCAAUCACGGACUCCGAAACUGGAGUCGUCGAUAUCCACUUCGCAGCGUUUUUCUCGAAAAAGGUCGAUGCCAUCCCGAUUGUAUUCCUGCAUGGGUACCCGGGGUCCUUUAUGGAGUUCUUGCCCAUGCUGGAGAUUCUUGCUGAAAAGUAUACGCCCGAGACACUGCCGUAUCAUGUCAUUGUUCCGUCUCUACCUGAUUAUGGUCUGUCGGGCGGGGCGAGCAAAAACGUCGAGAUGACGCUUGACCGCGCGGCGCGCAUACUGAACCAGCUCAUGCUGGAUCUGGGGUUUGGGAGUGGGUAUGUUGCCCAGGGAGGAGAUCUGGGCAGUAUGUUGGCGAGGAUCAUGGCUGUUCAAUACGAGGCAUGUAAAGCCUUUCAUGUCAACAUGCUCGUGCUCAACCCGGACCAGAAGGCUGGAUCCAUCGACGACUUAACCGAGAGGGAAAAAGAGCACAUGGACCGGUCGGACAGAUGGCGGGAGACGGGCUUCGCAUACGCCCUCGAGCAUGGUACUCGACCGUCCACGAUCGGUCUCGUUAUCUCAUCGAGUCCGCUUGCCCUGUUAGCCUGGAUCGGCGAAAAACACCUCGAAUGGAGCGACCCCCGCUACCCAAUCCCCCUCGACACAAUCCUCGCCAUGACAGCCCUAUACUGGUUCACGUCGACGUUCCCGCGAGCCCUGUACCACGCUGAACUUGUGAAAAAUGUCCUCGCGGGAAAACCGCAUCCGAUUUCAAACGAGAAACCAAUGGGAUACUCGCUGUUCCCGUAUGACCUUGUCCUGCUUCCGAAAGCGUGGGCGAGAGAGAUCUAUCCGAACUUGGUGCUUUAUGAAACGCAUGAUAAGGGAGGGCAUUUCGGGGGCUUGGAACAGCCAAAGGCGUUCCUGGAGGACGUUGAGGAGUUUGUCCAGAAGGUGAAAGAUAUUUUCGAGUAG